AUGCAAGUGAAGGAAGAAGAGAAGAUGGUAAAGCUCGUAGCUAUGAGAGAAAGCAAUCCAACAGCCCGUUCCAAGUCCCUGAUGGACUUGUGGCGAACGAAGGACCAAAAAAUCACCGGUAAACGGUCGAGAUUGAGUGUGUGUAUCUUCACACGAUGUCUUUUUUCGUCGGAAGACAGUGAAGAGGAGAGUGAAAGAGGGAAGAAAGAAGAGAGAGAGAAGUCACUUGGCGGCAAAGAGAAGAUAGAGAGUGACUUGCUCGAGAUGCGGUGGCUGGAUGGGUAUCCUUUUCGCCGUUGGAUGUCGAUGUAUCCAAAAGUCCGUGGCUGGGCCAACGAGGCGGCUUUGUUUACUCGCCCUGGUUGCCGAGGCAACGCCAGCUCACCGCCCUUGGCAGAACUUCCCGCCCGUCAGGAACCACGUGGGGCGCGCUAG
This is a messenger RNA of Microsporum canis CBS 113480, 435 nucleotides long. RefSeq lists its product as uncharacterized. Lineage: Eukaryota; Fungi; Ascomycota; Eurotiomycetes; Onygenales; Arthrodermataceae. The coding region runs from base 1 to 435 and encodes 144 amino acids. The transcript has a single exon. The record is from RefSeq and is a predicted model, not a curated record.